AUGGCCCCCCUCCGUCGGUAUCUCAGAAUCACAAAGUACUCUGUGCUUGAGUGCCGUAUCUAUCUUGAUGACCCGUCUCUGGCGCAGUCGUGGCUCCUCAGCCCGCGCGAUCCGGUCCUGCCAAGGGUUAUCGAGGCGGUGCGGCCGUUCGUCCUGCCCAAGCUGCGCGAGGAGCGCGAGCGCAGCCGGAAGAAGAGCGCCAAGAAGCGCAGUAUCAAGGACACGGUGACGCAAGACGACUUUGAGGUGUCCAUCUUCUUGACCGAGACGAACAUCCGCCACUCACUGCUGUACAAGCACAAGCACUUUCGUGAUACCACACAGACGAGGCUGACGUCUAAUACGUCUAAGCUGACGGGGGCCUCCAGGGAAGCCCCCAUCGACGUCGACGUUUCGGGUAUACCUAUGCUACGGGAGGAGGAUGACGACGAUGAUGUCGUUGCGCUCCAUGAUAUACCCAUAUUACCUCAAGACGAGACGACGGCAGCGGCCGCUCCUCGGCAGGGCGAUGCCGACGUCCCAGGAUCGGACGAGUUUGAGGAAGAUCACGAUGACGAUGAUGUUGAUGAUCUGUUUAUAGCCCAGGACGAGGACGAAGAUCAACACGAGGGAGACGACACAGCCCCGCCUCCGGCCAAGCGUCUUAGGGACGGUGCUAACGCUUUGGAACACGAAGGAGGACGGGACGACAAGAAGAAGCUAGCAAUGGACAUUUCGUACGAGGGCUUCUCUAUCUAUGGUCGCGUCCUGUGCCUGGUCGUCAAGCGGCGUGAGGGCAUCGGCAGCAAGGGGAAGGGCAUCGCCACGGCGGGCGGCCGGGGCAAGGCUGGACAGUCAACUCCUGCACCGGGCGGCCAGGCUGUGAUGGAGAACUGGAUCACGUCUACACAGAUUCCGGACGCGGCUGUCAGCGCGCUGUCGGACGCGCUGUGA
Molecule: messenger RNA, 933 nt
Organism: Cryphonectria parasitica EP155
Lineage: Eukaryota; Fungi; Ascomycota; Sordariomycetes; Diaporthales; Cryphonectriaceae
Exons: 4
Coding region: 1-933 (310 amino acids)
Source: RefSeq, a predicted model, not a curated record